Molecule: messenger RNA, 726 nt
Organism: Danaus chrysippus (African queen)
Lineage: Eukaryota; Metazoa; Arthropoda; Insecta; Lepidoptera; Nymphalidae
Source: the annotation of a GenBank genome assembly
AUGAGGCGUUUCGCAUUUGUCCUAUUUGUGGCCUUCGUCCGGGCGAUGCCAGCCCUGGAUAAAGAAGUAUCCGAUCCUAGCCUGGCUAACAGCGUCAUCGGCGUGGUCAAAGAAUGCGUUGAAGAGGAUGUUUCGUUGUGUCUUAAGGAAAAGGCCUUAAGAUAUGUCGAGAGUCUGUCUUCUGCGAGGGAGAUGGAUUUGGCUGAUGGCAUCACUUUAAUUGGCACUGGUUCACCAAGGUCUGCUAGGUCUUUUGAGCCGUUAGCAGAAGAACCUAAAGCUAGAGAAUCCCAAGUGGAGUCGAGACUCGUAGACUCAGCUGCUGACUUCUUGGAAAAUCACGUGAUCCAGUUCCGUAUGCCAUCAUCAGCCAUCGAGGGAAUGAAGAGGUCUCUUGAAGAAGCUCGUGGUAAGAAGAAGAAGAUUAAGCAGCUCCUCCCUCUUUUGGCUAUCGCAAAACUGAAAAUCAUGGCCCUUAUUCCCUUAUUCCUUGGAAUUAUUGCCUUCGCUGCUGCUAAAGCAGUACUCUUAGCUAAGAUUUCCCUUCUGGUUGCUGGUAUCAUUGCCCUCAAGAAGUUACUCGCCAGCAAACACCACGAGACUAGUUAUGAAGUAGUCGCCCACCCACACCAUGAAGAGCAUUACGCUAGCAGUGGACACGGCUGGGGCAGGUCAAUUGACGAAGCCCAAAACCUCGCCUAUUCAGGACACAUGAAGUCAGACUAA